AUAUUUAGUCAUUUCUCGGCAAUUAUGGCUAAAUUGAGUUUAAUUUUUGUACUGGCCACUUUGGUUGUGGCAAUUUCGGCCGCUUCGUUAAAGACAAAUUUGUCCGGAAAAGUUCGUUAUGACAAUUACAAAGUUUACAAGUUGAGCAUUGAUAAUAAAACUCAAUUGGCGGUCAUUGAGCUGAUUCAGGAUCUACGUGAAAAGUACAUCAUCUGGAAGGAGUACGAUGAGGCCACCAAAGAAAUCCAUAUUAUGGUAAACCCAGAAGAAAUCACCAACUUUUCAGGCAUUUUGAAGGUCUAUGGUUUCAAAACGGAAUUGCUAGUCGAAAAUGUGCAAGAAUUAAUCGACGAAGAGGAACGGGCUGCCCAGCUAUCACCCGAUAACGGAGAAUUCUCUUGGACUCGUUAUUAUGAAUUGGAAGAUAUUGAAAAGUGGUUAGAUGGCGUUUUUGCAAAAUAUCCAUCGGUCACGGAAGCCUUCGAAAUCGGUAAAUCGUACGAAGGUCGUACCAUUCGUGGCAUUAAAAUCUCAUAUAAGAGUGGCAAUCCUGGCAUUUUCAUUGAAUCGAAUAUUCAUGCUCGUGAAUGGAUCACAUCGGCCACCGCUACAUGGUUCAUUGAUCAGCUGUUGUCCUCCUCGGAUCCCGAAGUUAGGAACUUGGCUGAAAACUAUGAUUGGUACAUAAUUCCGGUGUUCAAUGUUGAUGGUUUUGAAUAUUCGCAUAAAAAGGACCGUAUGUGGCGCAAGACCCGCCAACCUGUUUCAACUUCCGAUUGUAUUGGUACCGAUGCCAAUCGUAAUUUCGACUCACAUUGGAUGGAAAACGGUGGUGCCUCCAAUAAUCCCUGUUCGGAAACGUUUGCCGGUCCCACACCAUUCUCCGAACCCGAAGCCAAGGCAUUGGCCGAUUUCGUUACCUCAAUUAAGGAUAAAAUCAACAUUUAUUUGUCCUUCCAUUCCUAUGGACAAUGGUUGUUGUCUCCAUAUGGACACACCAAGGAUGAAUUCCCCGAAAACUAUGAUGACCUAUUGACCAUAGGUGAAUCAUUUAAGACAGCCAUCAAGAGCUUGCCCUAUGAAACGGAUUAUGUACAUGGUUCCACAGCUAGCGUCUUGUAUGUUGCCUCCGGUUCCACUGUCGACUGGGUAUUCAAUGAAUUGGACGUUAAGGUUGGCUAUACCAUUGAAUUCCGCGAUAAGGGCCGCUACGGCUUUGUCUUACCUCCCGUGCAAAUUUUACCCAACUGCCAAGAACUGAUGACCGGCAUGAAGGCUUUGGUGUCGAAAUCAAAAGAAUUAGGCUAUUUGUAAAUGUGUAUGUGUGUAUAAAAUACGAGUGUUUUUAUUUGUCAGAACCGUUAUCGGCUCUCAUUAAAAUAUUUGAUAUAUGAGGAAAGUAAA
Musca domestica (house fly) is the source of this 1404-nucleotide messenger RNA. RefSeq names its product zinc carboxypeptidase-like. Lineage: Eukaryota; Metazoa; Arthropoda; Insecta; Diptera; Muscidae. Gene Ontology annotation, molecular function: metallocarboxypeptidase activity; zinc ion binding. The coding region runs from base 25 to 1314 and encodes 429 amino acids. The transcript is spliced from 5 exons. Gene Ontology annotation, biological process: proteolysis. The record is from RefSeq and is a predicted model, not a curated record.